AUGGAGCUGUCUGCAUCUAAAAAAGAAAUACUUCUAGAUCGAGAAAAUCUUAUCUCAAGCGAACAAUACGAAGAACAGAAAAAAGAACUUAGAGAAACUGAUAGUAUGCGCCAAGAUGGUUUAAAUCAGUUAAGAAAUUGGAUCAGUCAAAAUCCCGAUAUAGAAAAUUGUCUCACUGAUGACAGUUUUUUGGUGCGAUUCCUACGAGUUAGGAAAUAUAGUAUCCCAAUGGCCCAGCAAACUCUUUUAAAAUAUUUAAAUUUGCGACAGACUUUUAAAUCUGCCUUGUGCAAUUUGGAUUAUACAGAACCAAGGACACUUGACUUAUUAGAAAAAGGAUAUGUUUAUGUCAGCCCAUUCCGAGAUUGCAAUGGAAGAAGAGUUAUCAUUUAUAAUUUAAAUUCCAUUAAUGUUCAAACAGUUACUAGUUUGGAUAUCCAAAGAGCCGAUAUGGUAACAUUCGAAACGCUGUUAGAAGACGAAGAAUGUCAAAUUAUGGGAGUCACACAUAUUAUCCAGGGUGGUAAUAUCGGCCCAUCUAUCAUACCUAUAUUUUGUACGAAAGAUUUUGGAUAUUUAAUCAAAUGGGGAGAACAAUCUUUUCCAAUGAGACAUAAGUCGUUUAUAAUAACAAGUAUAUCGUCAAUUAUUAAAUACAUUUUUGAAACAACGAAAAGUUUAAUCACUCCAAAAUUAAGGAAAAGAAUUUGGAUGAACGAAUCUUUGGAGAAACUCCAUCAAAAAGUUGGCAAACACUGUUUACCUCUAGAGCUUGGAGGAACAAUUCCAGCCAAACAAAUGAUGGACCUGUGGAGGGAAGAACUAGAGGCUAAAAGGGAGAGACUUCUGUCCUUCGAUAAAAUUAUUCUUCUCAGUGAUAAGGGCAUAAUUACAAGAAGGAACUCUCCUAGAAAUGACGAAACUGGCAUCGGAAGCGUAUCGGGCAGUUUUCGCAAACUUAAUAUUGAUUAA
This is a messenger RNA of Psylliodes chrysocephalus, 972 nucleotides long. The record is from the annotation of a GenBank genome assembly. NCBI's taxonomy places the organism in Eukaryota, Metazoa, Arthropoda, Insecta, Coleoptera, Chrysomelidae.